CUACGAUGAAUACCGGAACAACUGUGCUUCCUAUCAUAACGUACAGCUAGUUAGGUACCGAUGCGAUAGGUGAGCCUGCGGGAAGCAUUCGGAACUCGCGCUCAGGACUAAACUCCACACUGCGAGCAUGCAGGCGGUGUGGAUCCCUUUUUCCAACAACGGAUCGACUGACGACACGAAAAGGAGAAGAUAAAAGACCAACGAAAAAUUGAUUUUGCUCCUCUCUUGUUAAAAAAGAUAGCUUGCCGCUGACGAGGACGAUUGUGACCUUUAGGUCAACAAAGAGGCACUUACUUGUAUCAGUAGGAGGAACGAACACAAGGCUGGGUCAACGAGACCCUGGGCAUUGUUUUGUGUAGGCUGCUGUGUUGUAUUUGUGGUUGUAGCUGGUAGUAGGGGUGUAGUAGUCAUUGGCCUUCACCAUGUCGCAAAUGACGCCAACCAUGGCGGAGCGUGAGGCAGAGCUCGCUGCGCUUCAAUCGGCCUUUGAUGAGUACAUUGCCAGUUCGCGUGAGCUAGAAGAAGAGCUCGAUGCGGAAUUGGCCAAAAUGCAGGAGAAAUUGGCCGAGUCAUCGGCUGCCAAUGCAGCGCUCAGCAUGCAACUGGAAAAUAUUGCUCCUCAGUUAACGAGUCUGGAAAAUAGUCUUACAGAUUCAAGGCGACAAUGGAAGGAGGAGCAGCGUUUGCGUCGACACGCGGAGCAGGGCCAGGAGAUGGCCGAGGCUCGCCUCAGAGAAGUAGAAGGUUCCGUCCAACAGCUUCAACGUGAAAAUGACGCCCUCCACGAAGAGCUAGCCUUUAAAGAGAGCGAAAUUGAAGAAAACAAACUCGAAAUGGAAAUUGAAAAAGAACAGCUCAGGGAGGAGCUGGAGGAAAUUCGUGGAGAUUUGAUUGCCAAGGCCAGGCAACUGCAGAACACGCAACAAAAUAACAAUGGUUCCUCUGGAGGACCAGAGGAUGACUCCUUCCGUACCGACCAAAAUGAUUCUAGUGCUUUUGCAGAUGACGCAUACGCCAAAAAAUUAGAAGAGGAAUUGGAAUUGGUGACAGAACAGCUCAUUGAAACCGAAAAACGAUUGACAACCACAGAAGACAAACUUCGUGCUUCAGACACGCUGGUUGCUAGACUAGAAAGUAAGCAGCAACAAUUGGAUGAUGUUUCCAACUCCGAAAAUGCCAAGAACUCCGAACUCCUCAAGUUUCUGCAGAAAGAAAAUUCUGAUCAUUUGGAAGAACGACACAAGCUGACCGAAGAGUUGGAACUCGCCAAAGAAAAAUUGAAACUCCUGGAAAGUGAUCUCAAGGCUCAUGAAGAGCACGAGGGAGAUUUGGUCAAGAAUGCCGACGAAGUGCGAGCAGAGCACCGCGAAGAGGUUCACAAACUCAAGAUGGCACUUCAAGAAUUAGAGAUGGAAUGCAAAACGGCCAAGUCAGAAGUGGCCGUCAUGGAAAAGACGCUACAAGAGUCGCUUCAAAACAACACCAGCGAAACCUUCAAACUCAAAGAGGAAAUUGCCCACUUGAACCAGGCACUCAACAACAGCAAGAACGACUACCAAUCAUUGUUGGAUGAGCUCGAAGCAGUUUCGUCGCGAUUUGAUGAAGCGGUGCAAGAAUCAGAAAAAUCCGGACGAGAGGCGGCAACUCGCUCCCUGCGUCAAGAGGCCGACGCUAAAGCCCAACAAUUCAAACAAGAACUCAGAAGCCUGUCAGACGAAAAUGAAGCUCUACAGUCUAAAUUGGAUGACGCAGAAAUUGCCCUCGGCCAAGUUAAGGAUACGCAGGACAAGAAUAUUGACAAUGCUCUGGCACAAACCGAAAUGGUCAAGAAACUGCAGCAACAACUCGUAAAGGCCAAAGACGAUGUCGGCGCCAAGGACAAGGAGCUCACCUCUAUGGUUUCUGGCUUGGAGGAACGUUUGGGCAGUGCAGAGGAACUCGUCACCAAAUUGGAGCAUGAGCUCAACUCCACAAAGAGCAAACUUGCUGAAACAGAAUCCCGUAUGAUCAUUCUGAAGCGCGACAAGGGCAUUGAUGCUGCGCAAUCAGCCAACCGCCGAAAAUUGGACGAAUAUCAUGGCGACGAAGAGGAGAGUCGUGAUGACAUUAGUCGCCUACAAUCUCGUUCUUUCGAGUCGUCGGAGCCUCGUCGUUUGGGUCGCCCCAGGCGUCGUGCUCGAUCCAGCUCUCCUUGUUCUGUGGACCGUAUGGGUUUUCGCCUUUCAGAGGAGUCAAAGAAAUACAAGGAGCUGCGCGAAGAAUUUGAAGCUCUAAAAGACCAGAAGCGUAUGAGCGAAGCCCGCAUCAAGAGGCUCGAAGAAGACAUUCGAGUGCUCCAACAAGAACUUUCUGGAUCCAACAAAAACCCUGUAGGUGCUGUUACGCAAAUGUCUCGCUUGUCGUCGCUCGGCAGCGCGGAACGUGGAAUGGAUGUAAUGACUGCAGCCGAAAUGGGACGAGAUCGUUUGGACGACAUUAUUGAUUCGCGUGAUACCGGGCUAAUGGCGGAGGAACUCAGGGGACUCCACCACAAGGUAAAUGCACAGAGAGAAUACAACGCUCAGUUGCUGAGCAAGAUGUUGAGCCUCCAAGGAAACAUCCAGGUAUACUGCCGUGUACGCCCCAUGACCGUCCCUGAGAUUCAACGCGGCUACAAGGGUGUCGUGGAAGCUCUUUCGGAGACCGAGGUUGGGUGCUUCGAUUCACGCACCAAUAAAUGGAAGUCCUUUGGUUUCGACCGUGUCUGGGGUCCGGAUCAGUCACAACAAGCUAUUUUCCAGGAUGUUGAACCUGUUGCUUUGAGUGUCGUCGACGGGUACAACGCAUGUAUCUUUGCCUAUGGUCAGACUGGAAGUGGAAAAACGUACACCAUGGAAGGAGCUGUCGAAGGAAAUCAACACGGUAUCAGUUACCGUACCAUUCAGAAAGUUUUCCAUCUUCUUAACCUCCGAGCCCAGCAGCAACGUGCAGCCGAACUCAUCGUUGGACAACCGGGAGAGGUUCCUGUGUCUGAAGAGGGCCCUGACGGCUCGUCAGUUCCUGGAAACGGCAGGUCGGUGUCUUUCACCUUCGAUUUGGAGCUGAGUAUGCUUGAAAUCUACAAUGAUGAAAUCUAUGACCUGUUGGGGUCUGACAGUUCGUCCAUUAAUGACAAGAUUGAUCAAGCCAAGGCUUCUGGCGGCAAGGCGUCUCUUGAAAUCCGCAAGAACAAGGAAGGCCGCAUCGAGGUCCCCAGUCUUUCGAAAAAUUCGGUCCAGUCGAUCGAAGAUGUGAUGACGCUCUUGAAGAAGGGGAACGAGAAUCGUGCCACUGCAGCAACUGACCUCAACGAGCACAGUUCUCGAUCUCAUAUGGUUCUAAUUGUGCAUGUGAACUCUGGUCUAGACGGCGUACCCAGCAACAAGGGUAUGCUGUAUCUGGUCGAUUUGGCUGGUUCGGAACGUGUUAGGAAGAGUAAUGUUCACGGUCAGGAGCUGCGAGAGGCUGGAUACAUUAACAAAUCGUUGUCGGCACUUGGAAAUGUCAUGGAGGCAUUGGAUCGCAAGGCAUCUCACGUGCCGUACAGAGACAGCAAGCUCACCUACUUGCUUCAAGACUCGCUUGGUGGCAACUCGAGGACCAUGAUGAUUGUUGCUGUGUGUCCCACGGAGGUUGCAUGCGACGAGUCCGUGCACGCUCUGCAAUUCGCUAUUCGCGUCCGGCGCAUUCAAAUUGGAGCUGCCCAGCGCAAUGUUACGUCCAAGAAUUUGGAAGAAACCGUCAAGACUCUCACGCAGGAGCUCAAGGCUAUCACUACCGCCAAGGAGAGAUCCGAGUCGCAACUUCAUUCGCUCAAGCGCGACAACACUCGAAUCCAAGACAAGCUUCAGACUAUGCAGCAAACGAGGAAGGAAAGUAGGUCUGACACUCGCACUCUGGAUGUUCUGCGCAAGAACAACACGGAUAUGGCUGCUCGCUGGCAAAAGGAGAAGCGGAUGCGGGAAGAGACGUCUGAAGAACUUGAGAAGGUGAAGAAGGAACUCCGCAAGGUGCAGCAAGCAAUCACGAAGAAGACACGCGAGUACGAGAAGAUGGAACAAGACAUGAUGGACAAGGAGAGGAAACUUGACAAGCUACACCAUGAUUUACGUGUCGCCAAGGACGCAGCGUCUGCAUCCAGUCUACGUGCCCGGAGAGCACAGGUUCUUAGCGCCAGAGGACGCAGCAUUCCUGGAAAUAAUAACACUGGCAGCAGCAAGGUGGUGGACCAGCUUCCACUUCCAUCAAGGCCAGGUGGUGGGGGACCACCACGAGGCAAUGACACUGUCAAGUCUGGCGAGUCAGAUCUUGCAGUUGUGACCUCCAAUGCUUCCGCAAAAUCUAGUAGUGUUAGCGGUCCUGCCCCCGCACCAGCUGCGAACGCUGGGGAGAGCGACUCGGUCGUCCACGCUCUCCUCUCAGGAUCUCGUGGAAGUAGCCCGCUGCGUGGGAAGAGCCCACUGCGGGCGCGUGGAUCCAAUGUAAGGAGUCAAAGCCCACUCCGCAAGGGUAGUCCCAGUCGUAGGCCUUCAGCUGGCAGCGAAGUUAAUGUUGCUGCUGAAGUUGUUGUUGCCGCGUCUGGAAGCGAGGAUAUUACCGAUGAGACCACGAACGAACAGGAAAAAGAAGACCAGCGACAACCCGAAGCCGAGCACGACAUCGCCGAAAUCCGCAGCCAAGUCCUUUCCCUGCUCGAAAAGCACGACAAGAGCAAGGUGAACCGCAUUGACAUUAUCAUGGAGAAGUUCAAGGGGAAGGAGCAUCUUUUGCUGCAGAAGAUGACACAAAGGUACGAAGGCACCAGCAGUUCCACAUCCGCUCCGUCAGUGCAAAAGCGAAACGAGCUUGCAAUGGAACGGCACAAGGAGCGAAUGAGGCUGAUCCGCGAAAAACAAAACGGCGGUGGCUAAGAAUAGUACCACGUACAGUACUAGCUGUUAAAUCGCCUUAGUAGUUUGAGGGAGACGAAUGUAGCCCUGGCAAACCACUACGUUUUGUGUCCUUUGUAUAGUUGCCAUUAGCUACCGUUCCUGGGUGGAUGUGGUUGGUGCACUCUUGCAAAUUUCCGGAAGUGCUGGUUGUGGCGGAUCAUAAUAUAAGCGUCAUUGGCUGAGGGAUUGGGAUCUUGUGUCCAUUCUCUGAGGGCCGCAGUGUCACCAAGAAAUGCCCCAAAGAACUCUUGCCACUGUGUUGUCCUCCUGUCCUCAGGUGGCCAAGAUGGCUUGUGCCAAUGCAAUCUGCUGCUAGCACUGGCCUUUUGACUUAUUCAACUGAAUGCUCGAAAGGUUCUAGUGCAUGUCAGUGGUUCCCAAGAAUUGCUGGAUGCCAACCUGGAGGUUUUGGAGGCAUUGGAUCUCAACCAGCAACUGAUCCAUAUGUCUGGGCCAGUUCUAUAAGGAAAGUGGAUAGUCUCUUUCAUUCAAUGUAGCAGCCCAACUUGUUGCAGAAUAUAAUCCAAGCUGGGCCAUAAUGCGACUAAAGGUUUGUUCUCCUACAAACCUUGAUGGCCUAGGUGGCACCACGAUUGUACUAUAAUUGCCCUCAACUACCAGCUAGCAAGCUGAGGGCCUUUUGAACUUUAUCUUGUGUGUGUGUGUGUAGGUGUGUGUACGUUGAGUGCUGUGUGAGAUGUGUGGUGUUGUGUGAGAUGUGUGUAGAUACUACUAAGAGUUGAUCUACGACGAAUCUACC
Messenger RNA from Seminavis robusta, 5709 nucleotides. Lineage: Eukaryota; Bacillariophyta; Bacillariophyceae; Naviculales; Naviculaceae. The record is from the annotation of a GenBank genome assembly.